This is a messenger RNA of Nematocida homosporus, 2058 nucleotides long. RefSeq names its product cleavage and polyadenylation specificity factor subunit 3. Lineage: Eukaryota; Fungi; Microsporidia. Gene Ontology annotation, cellular component: mRNA cleavage and polyadenylation specificity factor complex. The record is from RefSeq and is a predicted model, not a curated record. The transcript has a single exon. Gene Ontology annotation, biological process: mRNA 3'-end processing by stem-loop binding and cleavage. Gene Ontology annotation, molecular function: 5'-3' exonuclease activity; RNA endonuclease activity; RNA binding. The coding region runs from base 1 to 2058 and encodes 685 amino acids.
AUGGAGAACUCUCUCUACCAGACUGCAGCGCGUAUCUUACCUCUGGGUGCCGGUAAUGAAGUUGGCCGAUCUUGUGUUGUUGUGCGAUUUAGAGGGUCAACAGUGAUGUUUGAUUGCGGAGUGCAUCCUGCUCAUGGAGGCCUUUCUUCUUUACCUUUCUUUGAUCUUAUCGAUCCAGCUGAGAUAGAUGCUGUUCUAGUAACUCAUUUUCACUUGGACCAUGCUGGGGCUUUACCCUACUUUACUGAACGUACGUCCUUUACAGGCAAAGUUUACAUGACCCAUCCAACUAGAGCUAUCUUUAGAUGGCUUUUGAAUGACUAUGUUCGUGUUUCAAAUGCUUCAUCUAAAAAUGAUCUGUUCUCUGAGAAAGAGUUAGCCCAAUGCUACGAUAGAAUUAUUCCGGUAGAUUACGGCCAGGAAAUACGUCUUUCUUCUUCACUUACCUUUAUUGCUUACAAUGCUGGCCAUGUUUUAGGCGCAGCUAUGUUUUUAGUACGUACUGAUGAUUUAUCACUACUGUAUACUGGUGAUUACUCCCGGGAGGAAGACAGACACUUAAAGGCCGCGCAAGUACCACCCAGUCGAGUAGAUGUAAUUGUAGCUGAGUCAACUUAUGGUGUGCAGUGCCACCAGAGCAAAGAAGAGCGUGAAUCACGCUUUACAGCCGGUGUAGCUGAGAUUGUCAAACGAGGCGGCAAGUGUCUCUUACCCGUCUUUGCCUUAGGACGAGCACAAGAGUUACUGCUUAUUCUAGAUGAGUUCUGGGAAAGCAGACGGGACUUACAAGGCGUGCCUAUCUUUUAUGCUUCAGCUUUAGCCAAACGGUGUAUGGCUGUGUACCAGACUUACAUUAACAUGAUGAACGAUAAGAUUCAAGGCAUGGCUGAAAUUAGUAAUCCUUUUCACUUUAAGUACGUACAAAGUAUCCGUAAUGUAGAGGCCUAUGAAGAUAGAGGGCCUUGUGUAGUAAUGGCUUCACCAGGAAUGUUGCAACAUGGACUUUCACGUGACCUUUUUGAGCUUUGGUGUGGUGAUAAGCGUAAUGGCUGUAUUAUUGCGGGAUACUGUGUAGAGGGCACUUUAGCCAAAGAACUUCUUUGUGAGCCGGAAGAGGUACUCUCUUUGAAAGGACAUCGAAUUGCCGUACGGUCUUCCGUAGAUUAUGUUUCCUUUUCCGCGCACGUGGACUUCAUGCAGAAUGCUGAGUUUAUUGAAGGGUGCAAAGCCCCGGAGGUUGUACUGGUACAUGGGGAGAGUUCAGAAAUGGCACGUUUAAAGAGUGCUUUGGUCCAUCGGGCAGAGAUGCGGGCAGCCGAUAUGUCAGUGCAUACUCCACGGAAUGGCGAGUGGGUGGAAAUAAGAGGAUCUGGAGAAGUUGCCGCUCGACUUCUAGGUGAAACACCCCAGGAAGAACUAUCAGGGUUUGUGCAUGUAUCUGAAGAUGGCCAAGUACGAGUCGUGGCUCGUGAUGGUUUAGCCGAACUAGGCCUAUCAGAAAUGCGCGUUCAAGAACGAGUGACCGUACGUGGUGUCCUUUUUUCGGCCUUUGUAGCUCGAGCAGCUGCUGUAUUACCAGGCGUACCCCGCACAGAAGGCAAAGGCACACUUAGUUUUGCCGGUGUAACUGUAGCUGAAGGAAGUGCCGGAGUAUCGGUUCAGUGGGAGAGUAGUUUUGAAAGAGACAUUCUGGCCAACUGUUUAAUCAAAGCGGCCAGUGAUGCCGCCCAAGCCCGACCCCUAACAGUGGAAGCCCCAAAAAGACCCGCUCAAACAGCCGAGCCACUAGAAACACCCGAUGCAAGUGAACCAACCGCCCCAGCCAAGGCAGAUACACCCCGUGUGCCUAAACACUGUCUUGAAAGUGUAGCCCAAAUUCUAGCUAACUAUUACCAAACUGUCUAUGAGAAUGGCAAACUACAAAUUACUGAAGGCAAUAAGCAUAUAGUUCUUUCAUCAACCGGCAUUGAGGGCGACGCCGAUUUAGCCCAGCACGUCCAGGAUGUCUUUGACUCUGUUGCCUGGGCCGUUCGUGAUGAGGUCGAAGUCCAACCUUAA